AAAUGUACUGUUUAAACAGAGAUUGCAUGCAGACUGCAGUGUUUUAGGUGUUUGAACAACUUUUUGAGGUUAUUGUGUGAAAUCAGGUAUAACAGAGUCGUGCCUGAAAUCCCAGGAAUUCAUGUCAGACAUUCAGUGCCAUAAAAGAAGAAAUAGAUCCACACACACACAAAAUGUAGGAAAAAGCUUACAUAAAUGUUAUUCCAUCAAGGCCACCAAAAAAAAUGAAAAGGUGCAAAAGAACUGCAGAGUGCAAAAAGUUUUCAGGUUCAACCCUUCGUCAAGCCACAAAAAUAUAUUACAGAAAACACUUCAGGGAAAAUUCCUUAUUCUGACCCUGAGGUUAUAAAGACUUCAAGUCAAAAAUCCCUUUACAAUCGCUCUGUAAAAGUCUAUGUUCAAUAUUACCUCAUCCUCAAUGACGUAUGAUUUGUUUGAUAACUAUGUAUAUAAACUAAAAUGUACCUGAUUAUAAUUAGAUGUCGAGAAAUGAAACCAAGUAGGUGUCAAUUUCCAUUUUAAAUUUAAUCCAGUCAACCUACAUUGUUUAAAAAUAGAAUGAAGUCAUCGAAACAGUUAUGAGUUACACUAACAGUUAACAGUUAUAUAACUGUAUCAGACUAUUUUUAAACAAUAUGGUUGACAUUAUUAAAUUUUACACGGAAACUGACACCUACUCGGUGUGUGGAUCCUUUUCUUCUUUCGUUGCAUCUUGUUGGAUAGAUGCACAUCUGUUCAUUACAUUGCUGAGGAACAACCAUGCAGAGAAACCUUUACUACGGCUCGAGCAACAGCUCAAAUGACAACUGCACCAACGUGGACGAUGUCGUGAAGCGCUACUACCUGCCUGCCAUGUACGGCACGAUCUUCAUCGUGGGCGUCGUGGGUAACGUCAUCGCUCUGCUGGUCUACUUGCUCAAAGUUCGUCCCUGGAAGAGCAGCACCAUCAUCAUGGUGAACCUCGUCAUCACUGACCUUCUCUUCAUGGUCAGCUUGCCCUUCUUGACCUACUACUACGUCCGCGACGACUCAUGGACGCUGGGGAUCGUCAUGUGCCGCUUUGCGCGCUUCAUGUUCCACUUCAACCUCUACGGCAGUAUCCUCUUCCUCACCUGUCUUGCCAUCUUCCGGUACGUGGCGAUCGUGCAUCCGUCGCACAUGCACAGCAUCAAGCAGAAGCGAUGGGGCGUGUUGGCUUGCGUCCUGGUUUGGGCUGUGGCGGUGAUCGAGUUAAGUCCCAUUUUUAACCUGUUUGACAUGGUUGAACAAAACAACAAGACAUACUGCUUGGACUUGGCGAGCAGCAACCCAGGAAUCAUGUGGCCGUACAGUUGGGCAUUGACCGUACUGGGAUAUUUGCUUCCUCUGGUCGUGGUCUGUCUUUGCUAUUGGCGCAUCAUUGUGGUACUAAAGAAGGGUCCUCAUAUGGGAAGCAUGAAACGGGUUCGAGCAAGGCGACUCAUCGUGCUGAUAUUGACGUGCUUUGUGGUUUGCUUUUUUCCCUAUCACGUGCUACGCGCUCUGAGAAUCCACACGAGACUCACUCCGGAAACCGACUGCAUGCUGGACCGCUGCGUUCACGCCGCCUACAUUAUUUCGAGGCCGAUCGCUGUACUCAACAUCAUUUUCAACUUGCCGCUCUACACGUUGUCGGGGGAUUGCUUUAAACAGGCCUUCGUGGAGCUGUUCAAAUGUGAUUGGCUCAUGUCGAGGACUAAGGGGAUCAUUGAAGUGGCUGUGAUCAGCAAAUCCACGACCAACAUCACAAACGAACAAAGCAGCUGAGACUCAAGCUGGUGUUUCAGUCUUCCACUAAAUGGUGUCAAUGCCACUGUGAAAUAGCCAAUAUAUGAAGGGAUACUCAACCUAAAAAUGAAUGUACUGUCAUCAUUUACUCACUCUCAUGUUAUUCCAAACCUAUUAACCAAAAAAUGUUAAAGGGUUAGUUCACCCAAAAAUGAAAAUAAUGUCAUUUAUUACUCACCCUCAUGCCGUUCCACACCCGUAAGACCUUCGUUAAUUUUCGGAACGCAAAUGAAGAUAUUUUUGUUGAAAUCCGAUGGCUCAGUGAGGCCUCCAUAGCCAGCAAUGACAUUUCCUCUCUCAAGAUCCAUUAAUGUACUAAAAACAUAUUUAAAUCAGUUCAUGUGAGUACAGUGGUUCAAUAUUAAUAUUAUUGGCUGAUUCAUAAUGCUCCGAAGCUUCCUGAAGCAGUGUUUUGAAAUCGGCCAUCACUAUAUAAGUCGUUACUUUGUUUUUUUGGCGCACCAAAAAUAUUCUCGUUGCUUUAUAAUAUUAAUAUUGAACCACAUGAACUGAUUUAAAUAUGUUUAAAGUAAUUAAUGACAGAAUUUUCAUUUUUGGGUCAACUAACCCUUUAAUAUUUUAUCAGUUUAACCUAAUGUAUAUAUUUUAUAUACCUUCUUAAUAUAUUUACUAUUUCAUGUUCCUGCCAUUUUAUAGAAGCGAUAAGACACUCAAAGUCAUGAUUAAGGGGUGUUCUUAAGCACCAGGCCAAGAAAAUACCCAACAACCUUCUUAAUCAUAAUAUAAUCACCUGAAUGUACAGCCUACCCUUAUGCAAAGAAAAUAUAUUUCCCUAUAUAUGAAUGAUCAAUAUAUAUAAAAUAUAUUGAAAUAUAUCUAAAAAUGUUAAACUGUGUCAGAAAAAUUAUCUUAAUUAUGUCAGAUAACACUUAAGCAAAACAUGGUCAGGUCAAAGUGUCUGAAUAAUUUUUGGUUCAAAAUUUUUAUCAGUUUUACUGGUAGUUCACUGUAUGAAGAAUUUUUGGGUAUAAUAUGUCACAGUUUACUUUAUUUUGCUAUCCUCACUUACAUAAAUGAACUGUAGUGUCCUGCUCCCACUAUUAAAAAUGUAUCAAAAACAUCGGAAUAAUUUUUGGUUUGACUGUAUGUGAUCAGAUAUGGUACUGCAUGUGUAAUAUAUCGCAGAUAUAUUAACUCAUUCAGUAUACACAUAUAUAGAGAAAUAUAUAAUGUAACAUAUUUCUUAUAUUUUAGAAUUAUUUACACUAUAAACGUUUUAUAUUUCAAGUUUGUAAGCAAAAGCAGCACACCUGCAUGUACUAAAGUAUUUAGCAAGGAGACUAUCACUGUGCUGAAGAAGGCACAGCCAUUACUUUUUAAAUAAAGUAAUAUAUAGUCUUAAUGGUGUUUGGCACAUACCAGAAAACCUUCCAAAAUAAUACAACUUUAAACAGAUCUCCCCCUAUAUUAAUAUUGAGCAAAACACAUGAAAUAACACUUCAUUUUAACAUUUACUUUCCUUUAACUGUCAGAAGCAAAGCAUGCUGGGAACUAGAAGUCUGUUGUAACCACUGAUUCCAUGAAUUUGUGUGUAUAUAUGUGUGUAAAAUACAUUCACAUUUAAAUGGGAACAUGUAUGUGCAAUAUAUACACGCAAUAAAAGAUAAAACUUUAUGAAUAUUA
Molecule: messenger RNA, 3450 nt
Organism: Ctenopharyngodon idella (grass carp)
Lineage: Eukaryota; Metazoa; Chordata; Actinopteri; Cypriniformes; Xenocyprididae
Product: 2-oxoglutarate receptor 1-like
Exons: 2
Coding region: 760-1785 (341 amino acids)
Biological process (GO): G protein-coupled receptor signaling pathway
Cellular component (GO): plasma membrane
Molecular function (GO): G protein-coupled receptor activity
Source: RefSeq, a predicted model, not a curated record